Penicillium mononematosum is the source of this 1911-nucleotide messenger RNA. RefSeq lists its product as uncharacterized. The record is from RefSeq and is a predicted model, not a curated record. The transcript has a single exon. The coding region runs from base 1 to 1911 and encodes 636 amino acids. Lineage: Eukaryota; Fungi; Ascomycota; Eurotiomycetes; Eurotiales; Aspergillaceae.
AUGGACGGAGAAUGGAAGAGCAUCAUACAACGCAUCAAGGCCACCGCAGUCACUCUCCGUCUUCCUCUUCAUGAGAAGUGCGAAGAUGACACUGACAUGAGUCAAUGGCGGAAGCGAGUAGCAACGACCUUGGGACCGAGACCGAGAACUGAGUCCCCACUGCAGACACCCCAGAGCGUGCCAUUCCCACUACCACAGCGAAGAGAACAGGAAACAAGUCGCUUUUUCGCCGAAAGGGAUAAUCAAAGCAGUGAGAGUAACACGAUCUCCGUCGGCCACAAUCUAGAACAAACCGACGACCUGGAUCAGACCGGUAAUGUGGAUCAGACCGGUCACUCGAGAAACGAUGAGUCGGUUGUUACUAGCCAUGGGAAGAUUUGUCUCUGGUGCGGCCACGAGGCAUACAGCCCCGAUGACCAGAGCCUGAAUACCCAUCCCGACCAAACCCAACUCCAUGGCCAAAGCCAACAGUCUCAGAAUCGGCACCAAGGGCACCAAGAUCGGGAGCAGCAGGAUCAUCACCACAGCCAACAGCCCCAAGAUCAGUACCAAGAACGGCAAGCUCAACAGAAUCAGCCACAAGAUCGAUUGCAAGAACACCAAGGUUGGGCCCAGCACCAUCAUGAGCAAGGCCAACAGCACUUCCAUAGACAAGGCCAUCACAACGACCAUGAAACGGCCAUGCAAGGAGUUCCUGUCGAGAAAAUGCCACCAUUGCUGUUUCGGUGGUCAAACCGUGACUCGCAAGGAGUCAACUCGAAGACCAUAUUCCUAGCCGGACUUUUCUGCAACGGUGAAUCGUUCAAUCCGGAAGACUUGCCUGAAGACCGAUUCGAAAGCUUCUUUCGGAGCCAUGUCACAAAGCAGGAAGUCAGGACCCCAUUUAUUUCGACAUCUCGUUCCCCAUUAGCACCCCUUCACCGUGCUCUUGCUGGCGGGAAAGGCGCUAUACUGACGGUAAUUGACACGUCAAAGCUGGAUACCAAAGUCUUCUAUGCACAUCCACUUGCGAUUCGAACAAGAACCCAAACCUACAGCUGGAAGGGCUACGGGGAGUAUCUCAUCUGGGGCCACGUCGCAACAGAUGCAAUUGCCUUCAGCGUGGAAAUCACACGUGUCGAGGACAUCGCACAGUCCCGCCGCGAUAUCGGCCGCUUGCUUCAAAUUCCACUUAUCCGCAGUUUUCUACGAUGCAAUCAGAAGCUGCGGGAGGUGUUAGCGGUGAAACGGAAGUCGCCUUUCAAGUCCGGUCGUACACUCGGCAAGUUGUUGACUCUUCUUGGAGUUCCAACCAUCCACUGGGACAACAUAGCAUCUAGGUUCGCAAAAUCAUGGGGUUGGGUGUAUACGAGAGAGACUGCUCUGUUCCACAGCGGUCUGCGAAGUGCACCACCCUAUCUACCCGAGGAGCUGUCUGAUUCGGAAAGUGAGGGCCCAUUGCUCACACCGCAAAAGACACCUGGGAGGAUCCCUAAGGAGAUGCACUUCCGAUCCGGCUGGGAUUCCGAUGAUCAAGACUAUGAACCGCCCGAAACCGACUACGACUCGGGAGAGACCUCUGAGUCGGAAGAUGUGGGUGAUAUCUCGAUGUAUGACAUGACAGAGACAGCCGACGACGAGAAAUUCUCGACGCAUGAAACGCUCUCGAGUGGUGUUUUCCAUGAGAACGAUGGUCUCGAACAGUCCUCGGGGCAGGUACCCCAUCAAGAGGUGAUUGAUCUCACCUCUGAUAAUGAGGAUAGCAGCUCGCAGUGUGCACUGCAGCGGGACUGGCCUUCAGAUGAGGAGGACAAUUAUCCUGACACACCAACAAAGGUGCAAUGGAAUACUAAGAACAAGGCCACCUACCGUCGUGUACUUAAUGGACAGGUGGACAUGGACUUUUUCGAAAAGAUCCGAAAUUGGUCUUAG